AGGCAUACUCGUCCGCCCCUCCGCGAGGCAUUCCUCCUCUCAUCAACCAUGUGGCCAGCGAGGAGGGCUGUCACGGCAUUGCUUAUGCUGGGGCCCGGCCUGGUCCGCUCAGCCAUCAACCUCGAUGGCAGCCGGGCCAUUAUGCCUUUGGGCGACGGGGACCCUUCCCCAAUUCAUGACGCCCAAACCUACGAACCGGAACAGUACGACUGUCCACUUCAAUGCGCCGACAGGUACGCCAACAUGCACAGGUGGACUCCGUACCUGUCAGUCGACCGCCUUCGCGGUUGCCAGGAACCAAUCAGCGCUCCCAAUAAGUCAAGCAUAUUCAAACCAAGGCAAAUCGACCGGCCGGCAAGUAAGCCAAACCGGCCUUCAGAAUAAGCCAAUCAAGCCAAUUCCCAGGCCCUAUGUGUUUGUUUGAUUUGAGUGGGUCCCCCCACUAUAGUGGUGAUAUUUGAUAUUCUCC
Molecule: messenger RNA, 469 nt
Organism: Canariomyces notabilis
Lineage: Eukaryota; Fungi; Ascomycota; Sordariomycetes; Sordariales; Chaetomiaceae
Exons: 1
Coding region: 49-384 (111 amino acids)
Source: RefSeq, a predicted model, not a curated record